AUGAACAUAAACCCGAGCCACGGUCAGCAGGACGGCUCUAAACAACAAGUGCAACAGCAGAAACAAGAGUCAAAACUCUUUAGGUCUGAAACGAUGACUCUGCCCACAACUGCAACGGCGGCUACGAACUUCAAUAAAGACUCGACAGCAGCUACAGCAGCAGCAGAUGAUAACAAUCAAAUGGGACUUAAAAGCAGGAAAAUUGCAUUCACCGAUUACAUGAUAAACAGUAACAAAAUGAGGACCACCACAAUUGCAAUGAUUAACAACUUAUCGUCCAUUCGCCGGCGUGACCUCUCGUGCCAGCCGCAGAUGACCACAACCACGGCAACGGCAUUUCUUGCUGCUGCCGCGACGACUGCAGCCAGUAAACAACAGCAAAAACGACAGCGUUCCUUAGCACAGCCACCAAAACCACCGAUUACCACAGCUUCGUACAAAAUGACGGCUUCAACCACAGAACAGUCCACAAAUCCUGGCGUUGUGAAGUAUGACUCAAAGAAGUUAUCCAACUCGAUAAACUGCCUGGCCAACACCAGGAAAAGAUCAGGGUCUACCCAGGUCGGCGGUGGGUUUCAGUUAGGGAUGGGGUCCGUGAAGCUGGGCAGGCGGACGGGGAGUAUUGGGUUCCGAUUGAACACGCAGCAGCAGCACCAGCAACAGGUAGAUGCUUUUAGGGGUGACAUCGAUAAUAAUAAUUACUGUGAGGGCUCUGUCGGGGAUAGGAGUAAAACUGGCUGUAAGAAAAAUACUAAAGCUACUAUUACUACUACUACAGCUGCUGCUGCUGCUACUACUUAUGCUGCUAAGAGAAAUACUAUGAACGAUGAUGCAAAUUGUGACGCAGUUAACGAUGGGGGCCUGGUUGCAGAUGUUGCAGAUGACGUAAUGAGUAUCAAUUAUGACGGCAGUACUGAUGACGAUCGAAGCAAAGUUAAGAGGAGUCAGAAAAGUAUUACAAGAGGCAAUGAUAAUGAUGAUGGUGAUGAUAAUGAAGGAGGUGAUCAUCAUCAUUAUCAUCAUUCUCGUCAGCAGCAGCAGCAGCAACAGCAGCAUCAGCAGCCUCACGUAGAAAGGCCAAAAGAGCGCAAACAGCAGCAGCAACAGCCACUUAAUAAACAACAAUCGAAACACCAGCGUACUAAGAAUACCACCACACCCCUCUAUCCCCCCCAAAACAAACUGCCCCUCAACCGCGCUUCGACACCCGUUACAACGACGACAACACCGACGACUGCCAACAACAAUAGCAGAUAUAAAUCACUGAGAAAGUCUCUGCCGAACCGCAACAACAACAACAGUUACAAUAAUAACUACAACAACAGCAGCAGCAACGCGAGUAGAAACACCACGCCGGCUUUCUACUCGACGAGCACAACUCCAACGACCACCCCAAUAGGCGGGGGGUCUGGCGCUACGACCAUGAAGAGGAGGACCCGGAGUACCUUGCCCAACUACACUAGCGCCACUGUUUCGUUUCAGAUUAGGGUAGAUAGGGUUUUGAAUGGCUUGGUAGGUGGGUUUGGAGGUGCAUUUGGGGGGGCCAAUGGGGGCGGUCCUGGGACUUUCGGAGGGAAGAUUAGGGAUGAGUUCGGAUCUCACGGGCGAGUUAUGUGUCCGAGAUUUAGAUCAGUUUCACCGACGACAGCUAAAAACCGUGCCAAAAGUGCUGGCAACAUGAGACGCAGUCGUAUAGACAACAGUACCACCACUAACAUCAACACCACACCAGCAGCAGCUGCUGUUGCUACAACGGUUGCAGCAACAUCUCAACAACAAAAUGUGGCUGCUAAAAAUGGCAGCAUUGCUGCUGAGAAGUUUAAGUCUUCGUAUGCUAAAGAUAAAAUCAACAACCUCAAAACAUCAACAACAACAGCAAGAAAAAGUACUACAACAUCAACAAACAUCAUGGCUAAAUCCAUUGACCCAGCUAACUUAGCUAGUCUUUUGAAAAGUAGUGGCAGUGGUAACUUUGUCGGCGUCUCAGCUGUGUUAAAGGCUAACAAGAAAUCUGUCGAUGGUGGUAAAGUGAAUGGAGUAGCUAGUGGUGGAUUCAAGGGACCUAUCAAGGCCAACCCAACAGCCAUGAAGGCAGCCUCAUCAACGACAUCGUCGACAGCUGCAAUUAAGAAGCCGUCAGAACUCCCUCAGAACAUCCAGCCCCCAAACACACCGAUGCCGCUCGAUGAGACACGACAGCAACAAUCAUCACAGCAUCAAUCAUCGUCCUCCCAGAAAUCAUCGCCGUCGUCGCCGCUGUCGGAUAAGGCAGGCGUAGUAGCAGCAGCAGCGGCAGCAGCAACAUCAUCGGCAACCAGCAGCCAAACUGAAGGAAUAAAAUUAAUAUCUACUAAUUCAGUUAUCAGUCAGAAGAAGUUACAGAAACAUCAACAGUCUCAACAAGCUGCUAACGAACCUACUACAACUUCCUCUACUACGGACGACAAUACUACCACCACCACCACCAUCACUACUACUACUACUACUACUACUACUACUACUACUACUGCUACUUCGACCAAUAGCAGGAAAUCAAAAGGACAAUCUAAAAAUGAUGAUACAUCAGCAGCAGCAACAUCCUCGAUGACAGCUGCGAUUUCAUCGGCAGCAGCAACAGCAGCUGCCACAAACGCUGGCAGCAAACAGCAGCAGAUGAGUAAGGUUGAAGAGCAUCAAAAAAGGCUGGCCGAGAACAGGAGGUUGGCCAGGGAGAAAGCUGAGAGAGAGGCAGAAGAGGAGAGGCUCAUGCUGGAGAAGAUGAAGUGA
This is a messenger RNA of Helobdella robusta, 2766 nucleotides long. RefSeq lists its product as hypothetical. The record is from RefSeq and is a predicted model, not a curated record. Gene Ontology annotation, cellular component: ribonucleoprotein complex. NCBI's taxonomy places the organism in Eukaryota, Metazoa, Annelida, Clitellata, Rhynchobdellida, Glossiphoniidae. Gene Ontology annotation, biological process: selenocysteine incorporation. The transcript has 5 exons. Gene Ontology annotation, molecular function: selenocysteine insertion sequence binding; mRNA 3'-UTR binding; ribonucleoprotein complex binding. The coding region runs from base 1 to 2766 and encodes 921 amino acids.